This is a messenger RNA of Leptinotarsa decemlineata (Colorado potato beetle), 1499 nucleotides long. RefSeq lists its product as uncharacterized. Lineage: Eukaryota; Metazoa; Arthropoda; Insecta; Coleoptera; Chrysomelidae. Gene Ontology annotation, cellular component: mitochondrion. The record is from RefSeq and is a predicted model, not a curated record.
GAUUUAGGUUAUGUAUUGAUUUCUGACUGACGCUAGGUUAGGUUUAGGAAUUGCCUAAAAAUGUAUAAAGCAAUGCAAAGAUUCGCGAUAAAUAUUAAUAAUUUUACUAAACCUAACUCUGGUCUAAAUUCCUUUCAACUCAUAAGAACAUUUCUAUCACAAGCAUAUUACUGCCAAGAGGCUUGGGAGAAAAGAUUGAACUCCCCGAUCUUUCAAAAAAUUAAUUUGGAUGAAUUAUAUUAUGAACUAGAUCAAAGAUUCCAGAAAUCACGCCAGUUGAGUGCCGUCGACGUAGAUAUCUUCGCAAAUGCUACAAAUAGCGAUGCGUUUAUUGAUGAAUUACUAGAUAUAGUACAUAAAUUGAGGUUGACCGCAGAUACAGGAAAUACCCUGAAUUCAACUGGACAUGCUGUCAUAAGGAUCUUACUGCAAUAUAAAAAGCAUGAUGAUCUUUUGAAUGUUCUAGACGAUAGGUUGAAUUAUGGAUUAUUCCUAGAUUACUACACAUCAAAUAUUUUGAUGGAUUCAUAUUGGAAAUCCAAUGACUUCACUUCUGGUGCAAGGGUGGCUAGUCAGCUGAUGUUGCAGGAAGAAUAUGAACACCCUAUCAGUCGCAGUUUAUCAUUACUGCAUUGUUACAACUAUUUAUCAAAACCUGGGAAAUGGCCAAUUCCCACAGCUCCCGUGGAGCCUGAAGAAGAAAUCAAAGUGAGAGUGAAGUACCUGAGGAACCCUUAUAAUGAUGAUCACUUCGAUUUGAAAGAACCCGAUAAAAUUGUUGGAAAAACAUUAGCUAUGUUCUGUAAACAGAAAAAGGACUCAUUGAAUAAAUCACUCGGUAUUGUCGGAUGGGCUCUAUAUAAUAAAAAUGAAAAGGUACUAGAGUGUGCUAAAGAGGUCCAAAAUAAUGGUACACUUUUAUAUAAGGAAGUUUUGGAUUUAGUUCCAGAUGAAAGCGACAGCAAGAAUAUCAUUUCACAGUUGCCCUCAGAAUCUGCUGAUGUAGAAGAACUGUUGAUAUCAAAUGUAAAAAAGGCAGUGGACACUAUGUCAGAGAAAGACAUAGCUGAUCAGUGUGAGACAUUCUCCAAGUGGGAAGCUGAAAGGAUGAAAGCAUUAGAAGAGCAAAAAGAAAGAUUAACUAUUGCCAAAAACAUUAAAGAUAUAGAGGAUCUCAAAACUGCCAUGAAGGAAAAGGAGACAAAAUUGUGGUUCUUCGAAAAUGAGGAAAAAAUUGAAUUUGAAAUAGAAGAAGCAUUGGAAAAAAUGAUUGUUCCUAAAACAAAGAAGAAAUCAAAAGUAGAUGACGAUUAUAUACCACCAGAAGUGCAUUCUAGACAAAGUAACUAAAAGUGUAUCCAACUUUUGAUUUAUUACUUGUAGUUUUCAUUCAAUAAAAGUAACUGUGACAUGUAAGAGAACAUAUUGAAAAAUGUAAUUAUUAUUGAGUAAGUUUUUAAGUAAAUGUGUUAUUUAAUUAUAUUCUCAUUCAUCACUCA